Molecule: messenger RNA, 13970 nt
Organism: Xenopus tropicalis (tropical clawed frog)
Lineage: Eukaryota; Metazoa; Chordata; Amphibia; Anura; Pipidae
Gene: map1a
Product: microtubule associated protein 1A
Exons: 7
Coding region: 41-9457 (3138 amino acids)
Biological process (GO): microtubule cytoskeleton organization; nervous system development
Cellular component (GO): microtubule
Molecular function (GO): microtubule binding
Source: RefSeq, a predicted model, not a curated record
GGAGACCGAGGCGGGCUCUGCAGAGGCCCGCGGCGUUGUCAUGGAGAUUAGCGCAAGGCUGGCGCAAGAGGUUCAGCACCACGGAGAGCGGCGCUCGGCUCCUGCAAAGUGGGACCCGCGGAAGUAUCAGCUGCUCAUUGUCAUCGGCGAUGUGAGCACGGAGAGUCAGCUGCAGGCUGUGCGGGAUCACCUGGAGCGGGGUAUUCGCUCGUGGAACAUAAGUCUAGAUUCCUGUGAUCUCAAUUACCAGCUGAAGUUGUUUGCUAUAAGGCAUCUUGCUCAUUUUUCACCAGAUGUGAAAGGGCAAAGGACUCUUCAGCACCGAAGCGAUGUCCUUGAGACGGUAGUACUGGUGAACCCCAAUGCCGACAGCAUUGUGCAAGAGGUACGCUCCUUGAUAACAGGCUCCUCUGCACACAAGCUUUUUAUUCUGAGUGGCCAGAGCUCUGAGCAGGAAGGUGAUUUGAUCCUGCAGACUGAGACCUUUACAUACCAGAGAUUUGAGGAGGUGUUCAGCGAUCCAGAGGUUUGUCAACAACUGAGUAACACCGAUCCAGAGACCAAGGCUUCUCUAACAGUGUCGUGCUUGGGAGAAGGAGACUGGUGCAAUAUUGGAAGUUCAGGUUUUCAAGACAUCAUUCAUAUAAAGCUCAAUCCUGAUCUUGCCUUGCCAGAGAUGGAUGGUAUUUCAGAGUUUGCAGACUAUGUUUCUGAGACAGUGGAUGUUCCUUCUCCUUUUGAUCUUUUGGAACCACCAAACUCUGGUGGCUUCUUAAAGUUGUCCAAGCCAUGUUGUUAUAUAUUUCCUGGAGGAAGAGGAGACUCUGCACUUUUUGCUGUCAAUGGAUUUAACAUUUUAGUGGAUGGAGGUUCUGAAAGAAAAUCUUGCUUUUGGAAACUUGUGAGACAUUUGGAUCGCAUAGACUCUAUAUUACUAACACACAUUGGAGCAGAUAAUUUGCCUGGAAUAAAUGGACUUCUUCAGAGAAAGAUUGCAGAACAAGAUGAAGAGCAGUCUCAGGGUUCUACUACCUAUAGCGACUGGAUGAAGAAUCUAAUUUCUCCAGAACUUGGGGUUGUGUUUUUUAAUGUUCCUGACAAACUGAAAAUGCCUGAAUCUAACAUGAAGGUUAAAAGAAGUAUUGAAGAGGCUUGUUUGACAUUGCAGUACCUAAAUAAGCUUGGAAUUAAACCAGAACCUUUGUAUAGGGUAGUAAGCAACACUAUUGAGCCGAUAACAUUGUUCCAUAAAAUGGGAGUUGGCAGACUAGAUAUGUAUAUUCUAAACCCUGUAAAAGAUAGUAAGGAGAUGCAGUUUUUAAUGCAAAAAUGGGCUGGUAACAGCAAAGCAAAGACUGGUAUUAUAUUGGCGAAUGGAAAAGAAGGUGAAAUCUCAGUUCCGUAUCUAACGUCCAUUACAGCCCUUGUAGUUUGGUUACCAGCAAGCCCCACUGAAAAAAUUGUCCGUGUUCUCUUUCCUGGAAAUGCUCCACAAAAUAAAAUUUUAGAAGGUCUAGAAAAGUUAAAGCAUCUGGAUUUUUUGAGGUACCCAGUAGCAACACAAAAAGACAUUUCUGCUGGUAUUCCAACAACUACCAAGCACACAAAAAUCAAACAAAGGGUAGAUAGCAAGGAAAGCCUUAAAUCCACUCCACGACCAAGCACAGGGAAACCAAACAAAAGGGAGGAAAUAGCAGAACAGCUGACAAAGGAGAUUAAAACUGAACCAGCCAAGGAGACAAGGCUUGAGAAAAAAACAUUAAAGGAUUCAACAGAUAAGUCUACAGAAAAAGUUUUGAAAUUUGAAAAAGUAAAAACUGAGACAAGUGAAUCUGUAAAGGCAGAAAAGAGAAAGCUUUUAAAGGAGAAAACUGGGAAAAAAUACACAAAGGACAAAAUGUCAAAACUGGAGGAAAAAAAGGAUAAAGAGAAAAAGGAAAUUCGGAAGGAGAAAACAGAUUUAAAGAAAGACAUCUUAAAAAAAGAAGACAAAAAGGACACAAAGAAAGAGGAAAAGAAGAAAGAACUAAAGCCAGAUGUUAAAAAGAUGAUGAAACCUGAUUUAAGACCAUUUACUCCAGAAGUGAGAAAGACACUACACAAGGCAAAGCUACCAAGCAAAGGCAAAACAGAGAAAAUUAAGAGCAAACCAGAGAAAGAAACAAUAACAGCAGAACAAAAAACAAGCCAGCUGCAACAAAUACAGAAACAACAACAGUUAACUCACAUGGCAGAACAAAGAUCAGCUAUGUCAUCUCCUGAGGAUCUAACCAAAGAUUUUGAGGAACUCAAGUAUGAGGACAAACUAGAACAAAUACAGUAUGAAGAUGAUGACAAAAAUAUUUCCAAAACUGAGACCACUGAACAAAGACAUUUGGAUGUGCUGGUGGUACAAAGUCAGUUUAAAGAAGAGAUCUCUUUAAACAAAACAACAUCAGAUAAGAAGACUCCACUUGAGUCCCCUGAUGAGGGUAUAACCACGACAGAUAUGGAGGGGGAGUCACCUCAUGAAGAAAAAAUUGUAUAUCAGGCAGAUGAAACAAUGGAAAUGGUUGAUGAAGGUGCAGCAAUGGAGGAACCCACAGAAAUGACUGAAUAUGAGGAAGAGGGCAUAACAGAAAAAGUGUCGGAAACUAUUCCACCUUUUGAAAAGCCUACAUUGGGUAGAAACAGAUUAGAGUCAAUGCCAACAUUAGACAUUCAAGAUCUGGAAGAUAAGGAGAAUGAAGUGGAUGAGAAAGGAAUUUUAGAUAGAAAACAGAAAGAGGAGAUAACUGAACCUUGUGAUGAAUAUUUUGCUAGCACAAUGGCAGAAGAAGAAAAAGAAGGAGAAAAAAGUGUUGAGGUAGUAGAAAAGGCAGAAGUGGAAGAAAUGGAAGAAUAUGUUGAAGAAAUUGGAGAGGAACUGAAAUCUAAAGAUGAUGGAGAAGUGGAAUGCUUAAACGAACAGGAAGAAAACAUUCCCAUCCCCAUCGUAAAUCAGGAAACUGAUUUAGUUUCAAAGAACUAUGGAAAUAUAAUGUCUAAGGAGGCUUCAUACUUUUCUGGUGCUGUUGUAACAUCUGGCACUACAGCAGAACAGAUUUCCUACAUACAAGAUGAAACAAUGCCUGGUUAUUCUGAGACAGAGCAGACUAUUUCUGAUGAAGAAAUACAUGAUGAACAGGAAGAAAGGAUACCUCAUCUGCAAUACGAUGUGGGUAGUUAUGAUAUUUCAGUUCCUGACCAUCCUGGAUCCUUUGAAGCUGUACAUGGCAUUAAAGCCAUUUCAUCUUCUGGAAUAACAACAAAGGGCUAUAUAUUGCAAGAGCCUGAAAUUGUGGGUUACCCUACAAAUAUUGUGGCAGCACCUCUUGCAGAGGAGGAGCAUAUCUCCUCAGCCACAUCGAUAACAGAAUGUGAUAAACUUUCCUCUUUUGCUACUUCUGUUGCAGAAGAUCAGUCUGUUGCAUCUAUCACAGCACCAAAAACAGAAGAGACAGGGAAAAGCUCUUUAUUACUAGACACUGCCAACAGCAUUCCCUCUUCUCAUACUGAGGCAACUCAAGGUAUAGAGUACCUGCCAUCUGCAGGCACUAUUUCUCCAACAUCUUCUUUAGAAGAGGAUAAAUGCUUCAAAUCACCACCUUCUGAGGAUUUUCAGUCACUGAUAUCUUCAGGAAAGGACCAAAUCCGCCAUCAAUACCCUGCAGAGGAAGUAGAGGAAACCCAUCAGUUUGAUAAAACUGAAACACAGCAUUAUAGUUCGCUUCUUUUAUGUGAAGGGAAGGACUUUGACAUUUCAUACACAUAUUGCACAGACAUGAACAAAACUCCAACCCAUCUUUCUGAUGAAGCAACACAUUUUAUACAGGUAGAUUCCAGCUUUGUUGAGGGUGAAGAGAGAUGUUUAAGUCCCGAUGACAGUACUGUAAAAAUGGCAUCACCUACUCAUUCAGGUCCUACUAGCACAGGCCAUACUCCUUUUCACCAGUCUCCUGUGGAGGACAGAUAUGAAUCGACACAAGCAGAGCUAUUUAAAGCUGCUGACAAACUAUCACAUGAAACAGAAGAAAAAAUUGACUCUAAACCUGAUUAUGACAAAUCUCCAGAAAAUGGAGACCAAUACUUCAGCAAAACAGUUGCAUCAAUAAAUGAAAUUUCUGAGGCAGAAGUUAUCCUUCAAGCAAAAACCCCAUUAUUAAUGGAUGAUCUUAAGAAAGAUUAUUUGGAAAAGGACUCAAUAAUAACCAAAGAUAGUGCUAUUGCUGAAGAAGCUGAUAUACUGCAGCAACAAAAUGAGCUUUUCUCAGAAACUGCAACAUUUGGUAAGCCAGAUGAUACUGCCUACUCUGCUGGAACAUAUGCACAGUUUGAAGAACCACCAGGGAAAGGCCUUACUGACAGUUUCACCUCAGAACAUAUUAUGAUCCAGAAACAAACUGAACUGGGCCUAUUUCAUUCAGUGUCUACCAAAGAAUUGCCUAGUGAAGAUACUAAAUGUGCUUCUUAUUUGGAGCAGAGUCCUAUAAAAGAUGAAAUCACCCAAGAGAACUCCAGCCAAGAUAUUUUACUGGAAGACACAAAGUCUUUGUCUUUCACCGAACAAGGAAAAGAAGAUGAUACAUCUCUACAAAUGUCCCUGAUCGAACAAAGUCCUAUCAUAAAUGAAACAUGUCAGAUAACACCAGCAAAAGAUGAAUUUUUAGAAAAUGAAAAAUCUCUGGACUUAAUAAAACAAACAAAAGAUUACAAAUGCUCAUUUGAUGAUAUGUCACCAGGUUAUGUGGAUCCUUUGCAGUCUAUAGAAGAAACCCUGACUCAAGAUAAAACUCAUUUAGAAGACUAUGGCAAGCCAUCUCUGGACCAUGCUCAGGUUUUUUCUGCAGUAUCUGGUAUUCAGAAAGAUGUAUCACCAGAACCCCUUCCAGAAGUAUAUCCAGCAGAUGACAUGGAUUCUGAUUUUAAACAACAAAUGCAUCAAAAGGAAGACACAUUUUUGGCCCUGUCCUCUUCUAGCCCAGAUGAUUCAGAAUCUCUUUCUUUAGCUGACCAUAAAUCUCCACUAGAGACAGGAGGUAAUAGUCAUUCAUUAACACCUUCAGGAAUUGAAGAACAGUCAGCUGAAAUGGAGAAUGAUUAUAUGAAGCAGCUUACAUCUGAAAAGAGAGUUUGGUUUACAGAAGGGAAUGAAAGUGGUAGAAAAGAAAAUAAACUACGUUAUACAGAACAGGGAGAGAGUACUUUUCUCGAUGAGGCACAUGACUGGGAUGGAGAAUCGGCCUUGAGAUCUGAUUUCUCAGAUCAGUCAACUCCUGAUACAGAAGACGCAAAUAAUCUAGUAGCAGAAUACGCACAUUUCCACAAAGACACUGAACAUACCCCAGAGUCAAUGGACAUUUCUGCUAACAUUCUUAGUGAUAACUCAAAAACAUUAUGUCAAGACACAAUUCUACACACAGAAAUAGUUUAUGGUUCAGAAGAAAAAGAAAAGAAAUCCUAUGUUGACACAUCAUCACCCCCUGAACUGUGUUCUGAGAAGCUACCGACAGACAGUGAUUCUUUAUUUGAUAAAGGUUUCUAUCCAGAUAGUUCUCUUUCAAAAGUAUCAUUUGAAGGAGAAGAAAUUAAAAAAUCAACAGUUGAUGAAACACAAAGUUUUGCAGAUGAACAUAUAUACUCUUAUGAAAAACCUAUGUAUGAUAUACAAGAUCUCACCAGGGAAAUUAGUACCAGUGAUGCUGACAUACUGACAGGAAUGCAAACUGUUUCAUUUUUGGAUAAAUAUGAUGAUUCUUUAGGAGCAGAUGUGCCAAUUUCAACAAAGGAAAUAACAGUCGCCUCUUCCCCACAGGAACAAACUGAAGUUGUUUUUACUAUUGAUAAAGAAAUAAAACAUGAGCCCUAUAAAUCACCUACAAAGGAAACAGAACAAGAAUACGUUGAAACUUCCUAUGCAGAAAGUAGUUCUUUAUCUGGCUUUACUUUAGCAACACAUUUGGAUGAUGUAACGGACAACAUGUUUCUAAAACAAGACAAGAAAUCCUCUCCAAGUUCAUUAAGCUAUCCUGAAGAGACUAGUGUCAAAAAAUCUCUUAGCCCAUGUCAGCUAUACCCUCAAGAAAAGGACAUUUAUGGGUCUUCAAAAAAGAGUGCAGCAGAAGAAAGAGAACCAACACCAUACCCAGAUGACAAAACGUUUCAGUAUGCUGAUAUUUAUGAAAAAAUUGUUUCUGGAGUUAGCCACACUGAUCACAUUAUAGAAGAGGUAGAACCAUAUAGUGCUGGUUACCUAGAAAAGGAAAACAGAGCUAUAUCAGUUUUAGAUACAGGAGAUGUUCAGGCUACUAAUAAAGAAUUUCAUCAUGAAAUGUAUUCCAAAGAAGAGGAAUCACAGUUGCAGUCCUCAAAGGAAAAGGAGCUCUCAUCUCCUCUAUCUCCAAAAGAUACAGGAAGUAUCACCACAUUUGAAUACACAGAAAUGGAGAAAACUAUUUAUGUAGCUAAAGAAAAAGCUACAGAUAAAACAAAUGUGUUAGGUUUGGAAGAAAAUCAAAAUACACAGAGUGGAAUUACUUUUGAAACUCAUGGAACUGAAGCAGAAAGCGAGGUAUCAUCACAUCACAGUCAGGAUUUGUCAUCAAAACCUUUUACAGUGGAUCAUGAUUUGCAUGAGCAACCAAUGUCCUACCUUCAUGCAUUACAUCAAGAUGAUAACAUCAGUGCAGCCAAGCAAGACAGUGACAUAGAAGUAAAAAGUUUUACAGCUAAAGAUACCUAUUAUGAGAAAAGUGAGAUACAGGAAGAAAGUGCAAGUGACUCAGAAUUAGAAAAAGGUGCAAAAGAAAAAUCUGAGAAGGAAAUAACUACUGAUAUGGAUGAAAAAGAAUUACAUGAAAAUAUUAUAGAAGAAGAGAGAGUGUCUGAUUACAUAUUACAUUCCGAGCAAACACAGCAUGAUUUAAAUUCAAAUGUUCACGACCAAAGCAGCACAGUACAAAUAAGGGGUGAAGCAGCUGUAGAACAUCCCACUUUUGACAAUACAGGGUAUAAUAUCUAUGAAAAUAAACAAAACAAAGUAUUCAGUGAUAUUGAAUAUACAUAUUGCCCAUUCAGUGCACAAUUUGACUCUUCAGAUGUUACAGAUGAACGUCACCAAACAGAUCACCAAGAAUCACAAAGCUUUUCACAUUCACAUAAAGAAGAUACAUUUUUAGAAAGCUGCAGUCUUGGUCAAAAUGACGAAGCACCAAGUGCAUUAGAAAGGGAGCUUCCAGAACCAAAAUGGGAAUAUCUAUCUGAGGCAACAUUUUCAGAAAAGGAAACCUACAAUUUACCACCUUCUGCUUUAAGCGAGCAUCACUUUGAAUCAUUGCCCUACACUGGUAUCAACGCAUUAGGCACAAAUUGUAUGACUAUAUCAGAUGUAGCAACAGGGCAACAUGAUGAAUACCUACAGGUUUCUGAAAGGGCUUGUGAAAUGGACUCCUCUCAAGACAAACACUCAAUGUUAAGUUCACCUGAUCACUCACCACUAAGUCUGACUGAGGAGAAACCUUCAAUACCUAAAAUUCCUUAUGAACAAUAUUCAGAGCUAGAUGCCCAGAAAGAGGAAUCUCAAAGCAUUUCGGGAUCAUCUUCUGAAGCUAGUACACCUGUUAGAAGGGAUAUUGCUGAAGGUUUAUAUUCACAUAUGAUUAGUACUUACACUGCAGAUACCGAAGCAACUGUUAGAAGUCUGUGGGAUGUAUCACCUCUGGUUCCUGCUGAUUCCACCAAGCCCUGUUUGGCAGAAGAAAAGGAUUCAGCUGGAGAUCAUAAUUCUGCUUGUUCCUAUGAUACGGAUGAUAAUACAUUGCCAUGCAGAAUAGAGUGCAAGAGACCAACUUGCAUGAUGAUGUCCAUUAUGAAUGAGCAAAUGAGCAGUGGUGAAACAACUUCAGCAACAAUGCAAUCAUAUUCUAGUCUGGUGCCAUCAUGUCAAAAGGAAGAAACAUCCACAGCAAAUGGUCCCACAGAAGUUAAUAACAGCCAAGAGUUUUUUCAAAACAUCCAAUAUAAAGAAGGUGAAUGUUUUUCAGCAGCAGUAAAAACCUCACCUGAUUCUGACAGAGAUUCAUCUCCAUGCUCUGAGGAGGAUACAGAGAAACCAAACCGACCUUCUUCUCUUAUGUCCCCUGUACAUACAUUAGAGUCUUACUCUUACACACAAAGUCCUGAGAGAACAGAAGACCACGGUGAUGCCUCUCAUGAGUUUGAGCCUCGGUUAGGAUCAUCAAGUGAAUAUGAGCGCAUGUUGUCAUCAUCUGAAUAUCUACACAGAAAAGGCGAACUUUCUCCUUCAUUCAUCAACCCAAGUCCUCUUGACUUAUCAGAUGACAGUGAUCUCUCACAAGAUGAAGGUCAUCCUUCUGUUAAAGGUAGGACACACCAUGCAAAUGCAAAUACAUGCCAUGUUCAAGGCACAACAGCUGAGGAAACACCACCUACAUCUGUUAGUGACUCAGGAACCUCUCAAUCUGAUUCUGAUGUUCCACCAGAAACUGAAGAGUGUCCCUCCAUAACUGCUGAUGCUGCAAUGGAUUCAGAUGAAGAUGCUGAUUUUCUUCCUGUGGAUAAAGCAAUGGGGAAUUCACACCACAGCAAUACAAGGCAAGGUCAUGAUCCUCAUCCUGCUCCAAUGAUGGACCCUCAGCCUCACCCUCCUCACCCUGAUGUUUGCAUGGUAGAUCCAGAUGCUUUAGUUAAUGAAUUAAAUUUCAGUAAAGGGGACAAGGUGCUCAAAAAAGAUCUAAAAGAGAAAAACAAAGGAGUCAGAAAACCAUUAACAAAAGUCAAAUCAACUUCUCCUGCUAGGAAAGCAGACUCUAAGUAUUCCUCAACACUCUCUAAACAAACAUCCAGGGACUCAGCUGAUAAAUCUCACAAAACUACAGCUAUAAGGAAAGAUAAGGAAUCUGCUGAAAAACUGCAGAAACCAAGAAGCCCGAUGCAGACACAGUUCUCUAGAGGGGAAGAAAAAGACGAAGUGUCUAAAGGCAGUUACAGUAAUACUAGCAAGAUGGUUAAUGGCAUCAAGUCAUCUACAGGUCUCAGCGGCUCCAAAGCAAGUUCCACAGUUCCACCUGGGCCACCAGUCUAUGUUGACUUGGCAUAUAUUCCUAAUCACUGUAAUGAGAAGAAUACGGAUUUGGAGUUCUUUAAGAGAGUUCGUUCUGCAUAUUAUGUUGUAAGCGGUAAUGAUCCAGGUAACGGAGAGCCAAAUCGAGCUGUGUUAGAUGCACUUCUGGAAGGAAAGUCACAGUGGGGAGAGAACCUUCAGGUGACUCUGAUACCAACGCAUGAUACAGAGGUGACCCGGGAAUGGUACCAACAAACUCACGAGAAACAGCAAGAGCUUAAUAUUAUGGUCCUGGCAAGCAGUAGCACUGUAGUGAUGCAAGAUGAAUCUUUCCCAGCAUGCAAGAUUGAGUUCUAAGCUUGCUGCGUCCAUCACGUCUAGGUUUGUGUCCAUGGGCCGCUCAGACCCCUGCUAGAACUGGACUUUAAGCAUACGGCCUGCAUUGUUCCUUUUACACUCACAUCUGUGUUGGCUGUUUGGAGAAGACAGGCGUCCUUACUUACUUACAUGUGCUUAUGCUGGAAUUUCAGAGCAUCUGAAUUGUGUUAAACUUACACAAUUCAUUUUGCAUUGUUUUUAAAGGGUUUUUUUUUGGUAGCUGUUAAUAUUUAAAGGCAGCACAUCUAAGUUUCAGUGUCUUAUGCCCUGCGCUAUUCUGCAGGAAAAUAACACUUUACUGUGGCAUAGGUUAAAUGUAAAAUAUAUUUGUGUAUUGUUCAUCAAAUACAAAACAGUAGGCUGCAUAUAGCUGGGUCUUUCCUGGCCAGACACAAUGCUUAGAUAGGAAAAUGGGUACCAUGUUUUCUCUCAUGGUUAGUGUGCUUUGAUAUAGAUCACCAGGUAGGUUACUGGUGCUGUAAAUAUAUAGCUUACAUUUUUAACCUGCUAAUGUAAACUUGAACUUGUAGAUCACAGAACGCCGAAAAUGCUUAAAACACUUUGAAUGUCUGUAGAGUGAUAGCAAAAUACCAAUACAGGUGAGAUCCCUCCCCCCAUACAGCCUUCUUUUUCUGCAACAAACCAAAUGAGCGUGUGAAAGAAGGACAUGUCUGCUUAGUAGAGAAACUUUUUUGUGGAGCUUUGAUGUGACGCUUAUGAAUUCCUACUGUAGGAUUUUAACAAGAAUGUAUCGUGUGUGAGACUGCUUGCAGCUUUACCUACUGCGUUACCCCACAUCUGUAUGUCUGUCCUGCAUUAGGUGUCCAGUCAGAGCAGUGAAACAGAGCCACGUUUCUCUGAAGCAGGGUGUAGGCAGCUUGGGGAAGUGCAUGAAGAUCUUUUGGGACCAGGCAACCUGAAUAGGCACACAUUCCUCUCUAGGAGAUCACUGAGAAUGUGACACUAUAACCGACACUCAUCCACUGGGCACAGAAGCAUAGCAUUUAUAUGCUUAAUAUCAUUAACUGGUAGGUGUGUUUAGCCUUGACUAAUGUGGUUAUGUGAUGUGACACAUUCAGGUAGCGUGGGUAUAGGCAUGGGUGGAACCUGUGAGUUGGGAACAUAUGGACAACUGUACACAAUGAAUAACAAUAAUGGCUAGUAAAUGCCUAUAGCAAAACUCACCUUGGAUAUGCACAAAGAACUCCUUUUGCUCAAUGACUCCAGAUUUCAAACAGCACUUGUAUCAUAUCUUAUAUUUGAUAAUAUGAGGAAUCAGAAUAGAACUGUUAUAAACCCAUUCACAAUGGGGGACGUUAACUUAGCAACAACAUUUGUACUGUUUAUCUAAAGAUCACAUCCAUGUGUUCAUGCCAUGGUAUACUAUCUACAGGAAAUAACACAUAAUACUGAAAGGCAAUGACCUGGCAUUGUUAUAAUUGGGAAGAUGAGCAUAUUAGAUAUGGCUCCACAGAUAUUAGUUAAGUAGUCCCAGCAACUAAGAACCUUAGAGAUCAGUCUGUUGAGCAGUAAUAUUCAGCAGCAGCUCAUACCACUUUACGUUGUGCCCAUGGAGCAGGACAACACCAGUAUUGGCAAAGCAACAAAUGCCUCUUGCACUCCAUCUUCACCUUUGUUGUUUUUUAACUUUCUGAUGUUGUUUGUUUUGAAACCCUGUUUAACAAAUAGAUCAUAUUAAUGACUUGUGGGCGGCCCUUUGUUGUAAAGAGGGCUGCAACAAUCUGAAUACCAAGAAGCAGAAUGCAGGAGGUCCAAGCUUUUGUUUUCCCAGUAUCAAACACCAAGGUUGGAUAGGCCUAAUGUAGGUUAACAUAGGCUAAUGUUGUGCAUGUUACGCCAGAGAUUUCUUUGUUUACCUGACAAUUAAAGCUGCUACACACAGACAUAACCAACUUUUAUUUUUUUUAACAUAGUUAUUCUUUAAUGCUGUAAGGACACAAACAUCCUUACACAAUUACAAAUCUGCUUGACUGCAGAGCGAGAUGUUUAUAUAUCAGUUGUGUAUUUUGCUAUCUAAUUUAUAUAUUUAUUUAUUGUUGAAAGGCUUAGCUACUUUCAGAGGCCUUACAAUAAGCAGUGUUAUAUAUAUCGUAGUUCCUUUUCAUUUUCAUAAUGAUGCGUGUUAUAGAGUUAACAAAUGAAUUGCUAUACUAAUCCUGAAAAAGAACAGGUACCACUUAGCCGAAAUGCAGCCAAGACAGAUCCACUAGCCGAAUUCCUGCUGGUCUCGUAGAAAACAGAUUUUCUACAUGGUGUUUAGGCCUUUAAAACCCCACUUGACAGACAUCAAAAAAAGGAAAAUAAUGGUGUUUUGUGGGAUCUGUAUUGUGUCUGUGAUGAGUUGGAAUCUGUCAGAGCACAGAUCUACCUGCCACAAAACAAGUAGGGGUUGAUCAUCUUCCAGUUUUGCACUAGGGUAUCUGAAAAUUUGUGAAAGGCCCUUGCAGUUUUGCACACAGAAAUACAAUUAUUUUCCAAAUCCUUUAAAGUGAUUCAGUUCCUGUUUCAAAACCGUGUAAGUUUUUGAGGAACUAAAGUGACAUUUAGGGGCUGAUAUAUUAUUAAUGAAGGGUUGGGAUUGGGUAAAACGAGUACAUUUUUUGCCUGAUCCUGACCCAGUAAUAAUAAUCAUCCCCCAAUUGUCAUAUGUGAAGUAUAUUUUGUGUUAAUAUUUAGCCAACAGAACAAAUAGGAAAAUAUUGGCAGCAAAACAACCUUAGGCACUGCCCAUUCCAAGCCUAAAUACUCAAGAAGAAGUGCCUAUAAAGUGUUUUUAUUGGGUGUCCAGACACAAGUAAACAAUGCUGUGUCCCUUUUUAUCCAAUACCAAAUGCAGAGGGUGGUAUAUGAGGUCUACUGAAAUAUUAAGAUAAAAACAGGGGCAUGAAAAAGAGCUGUAAUUUUGUUUACGGAUGUUGAGUGUUGGUAAGUGAUUGCUUAAUGAUGUACACUGUAGUUUUCAGUUAACAAGUGAAUGUCUAUGUGUUGCACAUUUAUUUACCCUCCCCCAGAGCCUCCCAAAUGUCAAGUGAUACAUUUAAGAGAAUUGCACAUUAUAUAAGGUCUGCCUUGUGUUAAUGUACUGGAAUUAUAUGUUCAAAUUUGUGUUAAUGCAGCUAAUUUGAAAGCAACGAUGCACGAGUGACCUGCCCCUGUAAGUUAUGUUCCAAUGAAUUGCUAUUUGUGUGGUUUUCCUCCAUGUUUGAUUUUCAGGCCCCGCCUAGUUGCUGCAAUGCUUGUGGCCCAAAGCCAGUUAUAUAUGUGCCUGCAUAGUGCACCCUAAAGAGAGUGGCCCAGCUGGAGGCUGCCAGUGCACAUCCAUGUCCUGUGUAAAAGGCCAUAAUGAAUGGCUUGGCAUAGGAAUAGCUAAUGCACUAAAAUGAAAUCAGCUAUGAAUGUUUUUAUUACUCUUUUAACUUGAAUGGUGAAACGAAGGCAACAAAAAAAAAAUACUCAAUGACCAAGGUCACUCUGACCAAAAUCCUGACUUGAACAUGACACAGCUGAAUGGAAAUACGAAGUACGGUAAAGACGAUGUUCUGCAGAAGAAUGUAUACACACACUGACACUCUGUAUAUUAUAUCUGUGCAUUACUUUCUAAUUUCAGUUCCCUUCCUAACAAAAUCUUGGCCGUUUGAAAUAAAAUGAUAAUAAAAGGCAAGAUUUGACCAAAUAGUUUCUGAUUGCUGCCUUCUGCUUUGUUCUAGUCCUAUUGUAGAGCUAAAUGGACACUCUGUUUGGCUGGUACUCCUUGCCUCUGCCUUGCAGUACCCGGGAGAAUACAGACACUGUAGAAUUUGCAGCAUGAUAAUGUGAUCUUUGUCAUUUCCAAGGCCUCCAGUCCUGGCAGGCUUUACCCACUCCCGGACAUAUCACAAAACACAACACAGAUUUUCAGUACACCCAUGGCUACCAUAGAACAUAGCAUUUAGGUAAUAGAGAAAUAUAGGAAACAUUUAAAAAAAAAAAAUAUCAGCUGUUGCUUGUUUCUGCAUGUGGACUAAAAUGAGUUAUACUCAUGUAUGUAAUACUUAGAAGAAACUAACAAAAAAUACUUAUUUUACAAAAAAAAUAUAUAAGAAAGUGAAAAUGUCUUAAUUGUAUUGAAAAUUUUCAAACUGUACUCCUAAUGGCUUCUUUCUAUGCUGGAUGUUGUAUAAACAGAACCCUUACUUUCUCAUUCUGUCCCUCAGAUGAACAACCCGCAGUCGUCCAACUGAACUACUCCUCUCAGGGACAGGCAGGGGCAUGCUGGGAUUUGUAGUUCAGAGGGUCGGGCGCCCCUUUCUUUUUCUGAUUCUGUUCUGCAGCUUUCAUAACAACCUUUGUCGUCCUUUGUCGUUCCUUUCUUUUUCUGUUUUACUUUAAACAAUCCCCUUUCUAUGUGUGCAAUAUUCUGUACUUCUGAAUUACUGUAAAUGGAAUCCGCCUGAAACACUUACAAUAAAAUGACAUUAAUAGAUCAAAUUGA